This is a messenger RNA of Thlaspi arvense, 1032 nucleotides long. NCBI's taxonomy places the organism in Eukaryota, Viridiplantae, Streptophyta, Magnoliopsida, Brassicales, Brassicaceae. The record is from the annotation of a GenBank genome assembly.
AAAGCAAACUACAACCCAAGGAAACUUGAAAUGGAUCUAGUCAAUGAUGUGGAAGACAGAGAGCUACUCCACUCUCAUGCUCACAUAGUGAACCAUAUAUUCAAUUUCAUAAAUUCUAUGUCUCUCAAGUGUGCUGUUCAACUAGGCAUACCGGAUGUAGUCAACAAGCAUGGCCGGCCCAUGACCCUGUCCGAGCUUAUUGCUGCUCUUUCGAUCAAGCCUUCCAGAGCCCAAUCUGUCUUCCAGCUCAUGCGCAUGUUGGUGCACUCUGGCUUCUUCCUCAAGCAAAACGUUCUACAAAAUGACGAGGAAGAAGAGGGUUACUUGCUCGCCCCAGUUUCUCGGCUUCUUCUCAAGGACGAUCCUCUCAGUCUCACUCCAUUUUUGCUAGCCAUGCUAGACCCCAUCGUAACGAAUCCGUGGCAUCAUUUGAGUGAAUGGUUCCAAAGUGAUGAUCCAACGGCGUUUGCCACGGCGCACGGGAGGACAAUCUGGGAGCAUUUAGGAGACGAACCAAAGUUUAACCUUCUCUUCAACGAAGCAAUGGCUAGUGAUGCCGGCGGCACUGGUGCUAUGGCCAAGUCCAUUGCCGAAGCUUUUCCGCACUUGAAGUGCUCGGUGUUGGAUCUUCCUCGGGUCGUUGCUGGAUUGCAAGGAAGCAAGAAUUUGGAAUAUGUUGCGGGUGAUAUGUUUGAGGCAAUUCCUCGUGCUGAUGCAGUUUUAUUGAAGUGGGUAUUGCAUAGCUGGAACGACGAACAGAAUGUGAAAGUUCUGAAGCGAUGCAAAGAAGCAAUUCCCAGUAAAGACAGAGGAGGGAAGGUGAUUAUCAUCGAAAUGGUUGUGGAAAACCAGAAAGGAGAACAUAAGUCCUUGGAAACACAACUCCUUUUCGACAUGCUCAUGAUGAUUAUAUGUACAGGCAGAGAGCGAACUGAGAAAGAAUGGGCAAAGCUCUUCUUUGAGGCUGGUUUUAGUGACUAUAAGAUCACUCCUAUUCUAGGUUUAAGGUGUUUUAUUGAGGUUUAUCCUUGA